AUGGCUGCAGUUGCAAGUGAACGAAUCAGGGUCCGGCAUGGGGAGCAGCUCUCGGAAGAGUACGCCUCCAGGAUUCCGAAGACAGAUGCCGAGAUCCUGAGAUUCUUCCUGUGCUUCCUCGCAGACCAAGGCCUCUCGGAUGUGCCGGUGUUCAUCAACGGAGGUUACGUCAGGGACCUCCUGCUUGGAAAAGAGCCGGACGACCUCGAUCUGACUCUGUGCCUUCGUGACUGUGCGCCUGAGGUAACUGUCGCAGCACUGCUGGACGAGAUGAAGCCGUACGUUGAACAGAGGCCGGAGUUUGGCUUGACAGAGUUCAAAAACGCGACCAUUCUCUCCAACGAGUCGAAAGACAAGCAGCUCGACACCUUCAAGGCGCACUUCACAAACACGGAUGGAGUCAAGACCGAGGUGGACAUCAUGCCGACAAUCGGGGAGGAGAGAUAUUCAGAUGAAAACAGGGUACCUGUCCGUGACCAGCGUGGUCUUCCGGAGGAAGAUGCCCUGCGCCGAGACCUCACGAUCGGCGCAUUGCUAAUGCGCGUGCGCUCUUCUGAAAGCAGCACUGCUCUGCACUAUGAGCUUUUCGACUUUUAUGGUGGAGUAAAUGAUAUCGAGCGAGGAGUCCUGAGAUCUCCCUGUCCUGUCGGCCGGGACCCUGCCGAGGUUGAGGAAGUGGUGCUGAGAACGCCAGAAGAGAAGGAGCUCGCAAAGAGUCUAGGGAUUCACGACUUGCCACCUGACGAAGCUGUACAGGUCCUUUGGUGGAGCAAGGUUCUGAUCGAUGACCCUUUGCGAAUUUGCCGGGCUUUGCGCUUUGCUGCGAAGUUCAAGUUCAAAUUGCAUCCGGCAUUCUGGAAGGCCGCACCCUUCGCGCUAGAGCCAUUGAGAACCAAGGUGGCUGGCAGUCGGAAAUUCACCGAGUACCAGAAGAUUGGAGGAUAUGGCUUCAAAGCUUGCUCCGAGUUCUUUGAGCUCGCCUUCAGCUACACCUUUGGACCUGGAGAGGGCUGCUUGCGGCUGUCCUCGGCAUUGCUGGGCGGCCAGGACGACAAAGGAAAGCCUCGGAUGCUGUCCCAGGUUCACUCCUUCGAUCAAGAGCGCUUCCACUCGCUGGCUGCUACCGUCCAUCCAUUGGAGGGCCAGAAGCAUGAUGGCGUCGAGCUUCUGGGGGAGCUCAUGGUCGCGGCAAUUGCCACAGCUCAGUUCGAGGCCGGUGGAGAUGCCGUAGCUGAGUUCACCACUGCCUGUGAUGGCAUGUGCGUGAGCAACGCCAUGCGCGAAGCCGGCCUCUCUCCCAUGAAUGCUUGUCUUGCAAUGGUAGCAGAUCCACCGUCUCCGAACGCGCUGGACAUUCAUGUGGCCGAAGCUUGCGGCAUCUCGCUGGAAAGCCUUGGUCGACACGUCCAGGUCUGGGAGGCCAUGCAGAUCUGCAUCGCACGCACAGGUCCCGAGUAUGCAACACCUUAUCGACGAAAAUUGGCCCUUGCCCUUGUGCGGUUGCGGGCGCCAGACCAGGCAGAAGAAGUGCAGGCUUGCUUUGAGGCCUGGUCCACCAUGGGCUGCAUGCUUGUCACCAUGCGAAGCUUUCCCCAGUGCACGGCAGAAAUGUUUACACAAAAGCUUCAGAAUAGUUCGUUGCCUUUCCUACCGAGCAGGGUUGUAAUGCACCUGAGUGGAUUGUCGCAACUGUUGCUCAAUACUCAGUAUUAUGCCCAAACCCGUGAGAUUGGUGCCAAUUCCAAGACUUCUGCAUGCUGCUGA
This is a messenger RNA of Symbiodinium natans, 1764 nucleotides long. The record is from the annotation of a GenBank genome assembly. NCBI's taxonomy places the organism in Eukaryota, Dinophyceae, Suessiales, Symbiodiniaceae.